Messenger RNA from Fimicolochytrium jonesii, 1815 nucleotides. Its product is annotated as Endonuclease/exonuclease/phosphatase. Bases 1 to 1815 code for a protein of 604 amino acids. Lineage: Eukaryota; Fungi; Chytridiomycota; Chytridiomycetes; Spizellomycetales; Powellomycetaceae. Gene Ontology annotation, biological process: nuclear-transcribed mRNA poly(A) tail shortening. Gene Ontology annotation, molecular function: protein binding; poly(A)-specific ribonuclease activity. The transcript is spliced from 5 exons. The record is from RefSeq and is a predicted model, not a curated record. Gene Ontology annotation, cellular component: CCR4-NOT complex; nucleus; cytoplasm.
AUGGAUUCGGUUCUCAGUUCCCGACAAUCCGCCUCCCCACAUCACCACGCUCGGGUUGCGGCGGCGGCCGCGCGAUCCGCGCUUUCCAAUCCCGACGCUGCUACCAACGGCGCUAACGGCAACUCGUCGGGCGGGGCUGGUGUGGACCCUAAUGCGAAGCCAUCGGCAUGGACAAUUCUGGAUUUGGGCGGAAUGCAGUUGAAGAAUCUCAGCGCUAGUCUGUUUAACUACACCUUUCUCACGACGUUGUACCUCAACCACAAUGCUCUUGGGUUAUUGUCCCAGGAGGUGGCAAAGUUGACAAGCCUGGUUGUCUUGGAUUUGUCGGGGAAUAGGCUCACGUCCCUGCCUUCCGAGCUGGGAAUGUUGCUCUCCCUCAAGGAGCUGUUACUCCAUGACAACGAGCUUACAUUUCUGCCACCGGAACUUGGGCAACUGUAUCAGCUGGAUAACCUGGGUCUCGAAGGGAAUCCUCUAAAUGAGCCCAUCUCGUCGAUGAUACAAAAGGAGGGGACGUCAGCGGUAGUGACGUAUUUACGCGAGAUGUGUCCAGUUGGCCCACCACCACCGGAUCGAGAAUGGAUCUCACUGGAAGAAGACUAUGCUGGGGAUACCAAGGACACUUUCACGGUGAUGUGUUACAACAUCCUCUGUGAGAAAUACGCAACGCCAGCAAUGUACGCCUACACACCAUCAUGGGCAUUGAAUUGGGAAUAUCGGAGGGAUCUACUGCUACAAGAUAUUCUUAACUACAAUGCAGACAUUGUCUUGCUGCAGGAGAUGCAAAUGGAUCAAUACGAGGACUUCUUCCGGGAUCAGUUGUCGCAAAUCGGUGGUUAUGAAGGCGUGUUCUACCCAAAAUCCCGAGCGCGCACCAUGGCCGAGUACGACAGGCGACAGGUGGAUGGAUGCGCAACAUUCUGGAAGGCGAAUAAGUUUUCGUUGUUGGAAAAGCAUUGCAUCGAGUUCCAGCAAACAGCGAUGCGCAAACCCGAGCUCCGCAAGACGGACGAUGUUUUCAACCGAGUCAUGAUCAAAGACAAUGUGGCAACUGUCGCACUUCUCGAGAACAAGGAAUCCAAGGCGAAGCUUCUCGUCUCCAAUGCCCAUUUGCACUGGGAUCCCGUUUACAAGGACGUCAAGCUGGUGCAGACUGGAAUGCUGAUGGAGGAGAUUGAGACGUUGUGCAAAAGCUGGGGACGAACGCACGGCGGUGCCUCAUCAACGGCAACAAAAGGCGGCAAGUCCCUCAUGUCGUCAUCACCGACCUCUGCCACCAGCCCCACGGCAGACUCAACCCGGUUCCCCGUCCUGAUCUGCGGCGACUUCAACUCCCUCCCCGACUCCGGUGUCUAUGAGUAUCUCUCCGGCGGCCGCGUCGACAAAGAUCACUCGGACUUCUCCCAUUACGUCUACGGCCCGUACACGUCCGAGGGACUCUCCCACCACUUCUCCCUCAAGUCCGCCUACUCGCACCUCAACACCGCGGCCUGCCCCGGUGGCGAGCUGGAGUUUACCAACUUCGCCCCCGGGUUCAAGGGGACUAUCGACUACGUGUUCUACUCCACCAACUCGUUGGAAGUCACGGGCCUGUUGAGUUGCGUUGACAAGGAGUACAUUUCCCGCGUCGUGGGUCUACCAAACGCGCAUCAUCCCUCCGACCAUCUGCCGUUGGUCGUCUCGUUGCGCGCGAAACCGGCGGUGGGUGCAAAUAACGGGAACAGUUCGAGUUCGGUGAAUCAGGCGGCUGUUGCUGCGGCGUUUGCGAAUGCGGGUAACGCUAGCGGGGGCGGGGGUGGGAAGAGAAUACAAUAA